Molecule: messenger RNA, 900 nt
Organism: Penicillium malachiteum
Lineage: Eukaryota; Fungi; Ascomycota; Eurotiomycetes; Eurotiales; Aspergillaceae
Product: UbiA family prenyltransferase
Exons: 1
Coding region: 1-900 (299 amino acids)
Cellular component (GO): membrane
Molecular function (GO): transferase activity, transferring alkyl or aryl (other than methyl) groups
Source: RefSeq, a predicted model, not a curated record
AUGUCUUCAACUUGUAUCUCAGCUCGUUUUUUGGGAAAACUUCCUUUUCUUUUGUGGCAUUUCACAGAGAGUGAUUUUGCAACCUUUGUCCUCCCCAAUACAGCUUGUGGCCUGUUUUCUGCCCUAGUGGCUCCUUUAUUGACGACGCACAACGAUCACAUCCCACUUGAAUCAAUAGUUUUAUAUGCACUUCCCCGCGUACUGCUAUUCAACUGGGCCAAUGUAUUCGUAUUCGACUUAGCCAAUCAACGGCUGCCCGAGUCCCAAGAAGAGGAUCGACUCAACAAGCCUUGGCGUCCUCUAGUCGCAAAGGGAAUAACUGCGGAUGACACAAGGCAAUUGAUGCUCCUGGCAAUUCCGACAACCCUUGGAAUAAGCUACUCACUGGGUACUGGACACGAAUGUGCCUGGCUCUUGAUCCUUACUUGGCUCUACAACGAUUUAAAAGGUGGAGAUGGGCUCGCUCGUGAUGGUAUCAUUGCAAUCGGAUACUUUCUAUAUCUCUCCAGCUCCCUGAAGAUUGCAAUCGGCGCACCUCAGUAUGGCCUAUCCGAAAAUGGCUAUUUUUGGAUGGCUAUCCAGGCCGCUAUUAUUUUCACGACGAUGCAAGUUCAAGAUCUCAAGGACCAGGUGGGGGACCAAAGUCGAGGACGGCAGACCUUGCCGAUUGUCCUAGGCGAUACGGUCUCAAGAUGGUCAAUCACUGGAUUUGUCCUCUUUUGGAGCAUCGCUUGCGCAUCGUUUUGGGGGCUGCAAACAUGGGUCUUUAGUGUGCCUGUCGUUAUGGGGCUUUGGGUUGCAUUUCAUGUGCUCAAGAAAUCUAAUGACGCAUUGGCAUGGAAAUAUUGGUGUGGAUGGCAGGUCGUGAUUUACUCUCUCCCUUGGAUGAGCCGUGUUUAG